AUGUUAACCUCAGUUGAGCUUUUUAUGAAUGCAAAUGUUUAUUCUGAACACCCUUGCUUUUUGUCUGCUGUGAACGAACAUAGUGAAUAUUUUUGGAAUUCUAUUAACAAUCUUUUACCCUUGUCUGUCGCUAUGGAGUGUUUAGAUACAGAUUCAACCAAGGAUAACUUGGUCAAUCCUGCAUGCCAGAAGGCCCCUAAUGAGACUUUUUCUUCUACCACACAACUUGAUGCUCAUAAAUUAGAUGAGUUUGCAACACCUAGCUCCACUUCUCAACAUUUGUCAACUAAAACACAACAAAGUACUACUUCUCUUCCAGCAACAUGA
Molecule: messenger RNA, 327 nt
Organism: Paramuricea clavata
Lineage: Eukaryota; Metazoa; Cnidaria; Anthozoa; Malacalcyonacea; Plexauridae
Source: the annotation of a GenBank genome assembly